GACAUUGUCAGCGUCUCCAGCCAACUUGGAAUGAUUUGGGAGAUAAAUACAACAACAUGGAAAACCCACAGGUCUAUGUUGUUAAAGUGGAUUGUACUACAGAUACUCCACUGUGUUCUGAAUUUGGUGUCCGAGGAUACCCUACCCUAAAGCUGCUUAAACCAGGACAAGAACCUCUGAAAUACCAAGGCCCUAGGGACUUCCAGACACUGGAAAAGUGGAUGUUGGAGAAACUAAAUGAGCAACCAUCUGAUCCAGAAUCUGAUGUGGAACCACCAAAAGCCCCUGAACCUAAGCAGGGAAUGUAUGAACUCUCAGCAGACAAUUUCAAGAUGCACAUAGCAGAAGGUAAUCACUUUAUCAAAUUCUUUGCCCCUUGGUGUGGUCAUUGCAAGGCUUUGGCCCCAACCUGGGAACAGCUGGCUCAAGCCUUUGAGCACUCGGAAACUGUCAAGAUUGGCAAGGUUGACUGUACCCAGCAUUAUGAAGUCUGCUCUGAAACCCAAGUUCGUGGCUAUCCCACACUCCUCUGGUUUAGGAAUGGUGAAAAGGGUGACCAGUACAAAGGGAAGCGGGACUUCGAUUCCUUAAAGGAAUAUGUGGAUUCCCAACUACAGAGCUCUGGGAAAGAGCCACCAGCAGAUAAACCCGCCGAAGCCCCGCAGCCACCUGCAGAACCCACGCGGGUUGAGGCUGCAGUGCUCUCUCUUUCUGAAAAAGACUUUGAUGCAACCAUUGCUAGGGGGAUCACCUUUAUUAAAUUUUACGCUCCAUGGUGUGGUCACUGUAAGAACUUGGCUCCAACUUGGGAGAACCUUGCCAAAGAGCAAUUUCCAGGUUUGACUGAUGUCAAAAUAGCAGAAGUAGACUGCACUGUGGAACGUAACGUCUGCAACAGAUUUUCUGUACGUGGUUAUCCUACACUUCUGCUUUUCCGAGGUGGAAAGAAAGUCAGUGAACACAAUGGAACAAGAGACCUUGAAUCCCUGCAUAGCUUUGUCUUGCGUCAGGCAAGGGAUGAAUUGUAAUAAAAGUCUGGAUGCUCCGUCCCUGGCUGUCUUUGUACAGUAGCUGAGGGAUUUCAAUCAUUGCUAACUUUUCAAAUAGUGUAUUUGGGGUGGGAAUUGGGGCAUUUUUUUCUGUUUGUUUUUAGGAAAUUGAGUGUACUAAACAUUGGUAUCUUCCCUCUGUGUGUGUGUUAAAGACAUGCUACCCUGUGUGUGAAGGAAAACUAACAAGUAGUUACUGUGGAAAUUGAGAAUAUUUUCAGCAUUGGUAGUAUUACUGCAUUUCUGCGUUCCCGCAAUGAAGUGUAAAUGGUUUCCUUUGAGACUAAAAUACAUUAAGAAAACCAGCUUAAGGGCAGUAGUAGAAUAUUUUUGUCUUCAGGUUAGAUUUUGUUAAAAAGUAAUCCUUACAAACUGCUCACCAUUGCUAGAAAGGUAAAAGCUACAGCUGUGUUGAGUCGCUUUUGCCUCUACAACUGUACUUAAACCCUAUUUGUCUUAAUAUGGCUGCUGGUUAAGAAAUGGAAAGUCACGGGAGGUUGAAAACACACACACCUUUGGAAGAUACCACCGCGAGCUGGUUGUUUCCUGUUAAUCCUCUCAGCACGGGAGGUCUAGCCAUAAUGGAAGAGAUGGUACUGUAACAUGUGCCUGAACAUUACUGAUGCCAUAGUGUCUGUGUGUCAGGUGGAUUUUUGUGGGCUGCGUCCGUCCAGCUCCAGAGGAGUAACUAUGCUCUACUUAUAUAGAGCCAAAGUGAAUAGGCGCUAUUAUAACUGCUCCGUUAA
This is a messenger RNA of Cariama cristata (Red-legged seriema), 1795 nucleotides long. RefSeq names its product thioredoxin domain containing 5 (endoplasmic reticulum) (gene TXNDC5). Gene Ontology annotation, cellular component: endoplasmic reticulum. Bases 57 to 1028 code for a protein of 323 amino acids. Lineage: Eukaryota; Metazoa; Chordata; Aves; Cariamiformes; Cariamidae. Gene Ontology annotation, molecular function: protein disulfide isomerase activity. The record is from RefSeq and is a predicted model, not a curated record. The transcript has 9 exons. Gene Ontology annotation, biological process: protein folding.